AUGAAGGCUUUCCACCUCAAUCUUUCCUCCCUGCCGUUCGCAGCCCAGCUGGUUGCAGCGUCGUCCACUCUUUUCACUGGCGGAACCAUCGUCGGGUAUGACCAGAGUACAGAGUCUCUGGAAAUCAUCCGCAAUGGCUCUGUCCUAAUCGAGGAUGACCGCGUCGUAGCCCUCUACCCACCUGGGGGUUAUUCCUCGGUGCCCAAAAAGACUGAGAUCAUCGAUGUCGCUGGCAAGAUCAUCACCCCUGGCUUUAUUGAUACGCACCGCCACGGUUGGCAGACUGCGUACAAGACCUUCGGCUCAAACAUGAGCAUGAUAGAAUACUUUUUCCGUUAUCAAGAGCUUUUCGCAGGCACCCCCUUCUCUGCCGAUGAUGUGUACAUCGGCCAGCUGGCCGGGCUCUAUGAGUCGCUCAACGCUGGCGUGACCACCACAUUAGACCAUGCUCAGCAUACGUGGUCCCCCAGCACAUCUAGGGCGGGAUUUCGGGCCUCGGUAGACAGUGGCGCCCGCGUCUUUUGGGCCUAUGCCAUCCGCCCGGCUCCCAAUUUCACCGUGACUCAGCAGAUAGCUGACUUCAAGGCCAUUGUCAACGAGAGUGAUCUCGAUGGAACCGCUACCUCUAUCGGUUUAGCAUACGAUACGUGGGGCCCGGACCCCAAUAUGACGGAAGUCAAUGCCAUCAUCUCUCUAGCGAAAAGUUCGAAUGUCUCUGUCCUCACGACACACUCCAUGCAAGGUCCCUGGGGCCUCACCAAUAGCCCCGCAGACCUCCACCGAUAUGGCAUCCUCAAUACAAGCAUCCCAGUUAUCUUCUCACAUGGAAGCGUCCUCACGGCUCACGACGCAACUCUCCUUCGAAGCACAAAUCAGUAUCUCUCCAUUACGCCCGAGUCCGAAAUGCACUACGGCCAAUCCCAUCCCCGCAGCCACCUUAUCCAGGACCAGGGUAGCCUGGGCGUCGACACCCACUUCGCCUUCUCCAUCGACAUUUUGACUCAGGCCCGCCUAUGGCUCCAGAAGACGCGCUCACUGCUCUACACGCCAGUCGUCGACCAACAAUGGAAGUUACCAAAGAACAGCCCGAUGUCCGCCGACCAGGCAUUCCUCCUCGCCACCCGCAACGGCGGCCUGGCGCUGCGCCGCCCUGACCUGGGUGUUUUAGCUCCCGGAGCCAAGGCCGACCUCAUCGUCUGGAACAGUGAUUCCCCCGGCAUGCUAGGAUGGGUAGACCCCGUCGCCGCCGUCAUUCUCCAUGCGAAUGUCGGCGAUAUCCAGCACGUGCUCGUGGAUGGGAAAUUCGUCAAGCGGGACUUCAGGCUAACGGUACCCGACUACAAUGAAGUCCAGAAACGCUUCCUAAAAAGCGCCCGGCGUAUCCAGUCUUGGUAUGCUGAGCAGCCUGAGCCCACUAUCCCGGAGGAGAUGGGAGGCUUCCCCAUCAUCGAGAUCGACACCAUGGAUGUGCAGCGUGGAGACGGAAAUGCCUAUCGUGGACUCAACUACUAG
Fusarium oxysporum Fo47 is the source of this 1512-nucleotide messenger RNA. Its product is annotated as amidohydrolase. The coding region runs from base 1 to 1512 and encodes 503 amino acids. The record is from RefSeq and is a predicted model, not a curated record. Gene Ontology annotation, cellular component: cytosol. NCBI's taxonomy places the organism in Eukaryota, Fungi, Ascomycota, Sordariomycetes, Hypocreales, Nectriaceae. The transcript is spliced from 3 exons. Gene Ontology annotation, molecular function: deaminase activity.